Molecule: messenger RNA, 1137 nt
Organism: Hydatigera taeniaeformis
Lineage: Eukaryota; Metazoa; Platyhelminthes; Cestoda; Cyclophyllidea; Taeniidae
Source: the annotation of a GenBank genome assembly
GAAGUUCUUCUCGUCCACACGAAGGAAGGUGUGCCCGAAGCAGUGAGCGAGUUCAUCCACUCCUUUGCUGGCGUCAACUACGUUGAGGUUGCCUGGGCAAAACCCUUCCAAUCCAACGGCAUUCUCACUGGCUACCUCAUCGACGUGAUUUCAGAUCGAGGAAAAUGUGACAUACCUGAAGAGAGUUGUGACUUCACGCUCUACCAAAAGAAGAUCGCUGACCCGGAUCAAAUGGCAACGAGACUUACUGGAUUGGAAAUUAACUCGUCCUAUAAGCUGAUCAUCAGUGCGCUCACAGCGGUGGGUGCGGGCAAACCAAGGGAGCUCAGAGUCCACACAGCCAAACAACGGCCUGCGAAAUCACUAGCCGAAUUUGUGGUGUCUCCGGUGUAUGGGUCGACGACUACGCUAAACGUGAGCAUUGUCAGAACGCUGGAGACGGUGGCAACUCUAAAUGAUGAAAAUCGGUAUCCGCUGCUGCAGCGCGAUGACGCUCCGUUGGAACCUGACCACAUUGCAUCAGCGAUGGUGAGGAGUGGAGAGGGGGAGGGUUCGCGAGCCUUUCUUGUGCAAUUCAAACGCCUCCAAGACGAGAACUGGGAGGAAACGGAGAAAGAGUUUGAUAAAGAUUGGCAAAUCGUUGAAAAUCUUGCUCCAGGAGAAGAAUAUGAUAUGCGCGUAAUACUUGCGCAAAGUCCAUCUCUAUCAUACGUCAGUCCUAUCCGGAUGCUUCGUGUUCCUCGGCCCGGUGAAAUCGGCUUUGGCCUAACGGGAGGCGUGAGCACUGCACCGCGUGAUGCCACUCAGAUUGCAGUAAGGAGCGGUGCGGACAUCGGAAGCGUCUCCUUUAUGCUCAGAAUCUUUGUUCCUCUCGCCAUUAUACUCUUUCUCUUCGCUCUUGUCCUCACUGUGGUCUGUUGCCUUCGCGGCCCUUUCGUGCACGAGCCCCUGAUCCAAAGAUUGUGCGCUCCCAAGACUCCGUCGUCCGCCCAGGUGGUGCACCGACUUAAUGGGUGUCGCAUGAGUGAUCGGCGCUACAUUACUGGCUCUGCUACCAUCGAAGAGUCGAAAAAAUUAAAAAAAUCUGAUGCUUCGAACGACGCGUCCAGCGAAUACAUGGAAAAAGAAACUGUGUAA